Molecule: messenger RNA, 1902 nt
Organism: Osmerus eperlanus (European smelt)
Lineage: Eukaryota; Metazoa; Chordata; Actinopteri; Osmeriformes; Osmeridae
Product: high affinity cationic amino acid transporter 1-like
Exons: 11
Coding region: 1-1902 (633 amino acids)
Biological process (GO): L-ornithine transmembrane transport; L-arginine import across plasma membrane
Cellular component (GO): plasma membrane
Molecular function (GO): L-ornithine transmembrane transporter activity; L-arginine transmembrane transporter activity; L-lysine transmembrane transporter activity
Source: RefSeq, a predicted model, not a curated record
AUGGCCUUGGAGAAGCUGAAGGGCGUGGGCAGGCAGCUGCUGCGGGUGAAGGUGGUGGACUGUAACACGGAGGACUCGCGGCUGUCCCGCUGCCUCGGGACCUUCGACCUCAUCGCGCUGGGCGUGGGCAGCACGCUGGGCGCCGGCGUGUACGUUCUGGCAGGAGCAGUGGCACGUGAGAACUCGGGCCCGGCCAUCGUGCUCUCCUUCCUCAUCGCCGCCCUGGCCUCCGUCCUGGCCGGCCUCUGCUACGCCGAGUUCGGGGCCCGCGUGCCCAAGACCGGCUCCGCCUACCUGUACAGCUACGUCACCGUGGGAGAGCUCUGGGCCUUCAUCACCGGCUGGAACCUCAUCCUCGCCUACAUCAUCGGAACGGCGAGUGUUGCUCGCGCCUGGAGCGCCACGUUUGACGAGCUGAUUGGCCGGCAAAUGGGGGAGUUCUGCCAGCUCCACAUGCCCAUGAACGCUCCCGGAAUCCUGGCGGAAUAUCCAGACAUGUUCGCUGUGGUCAUCAUCCUCAUCCUCACUGGUGUGCUGGCGUUCGGAGUGAAAGAGUCCGCCAUGAUCAACAAGAUCUUCACCUGCAUCAACGUGCUGGUGCUGCUGUUCGUGGUCAUCUCUGGCCUGGUCAAGGGCUCUCUGAAGAACUGGAACAUCGUACCUGAGGAGGUGCUCAACGUCACCAACGCCUCCCUCUCCAAGGAGAGCCUGGGCGAGGGGGGGUUCAUCCCGUUUGGAUUCAGUGGGGUCCUGUCUGGCGCUGCCACCUGUUUCUACGCUUUCAUCGGGUUCGACUGCAUCGCCACCACAGGAGAGGAGGUGCGUAACCCCCAGAGGGCCAUUCCCGUGGGCAUCGUGGCCUCCCUGCUCAUCUGCUUCGUGGCGUAUUUCGCGGUGUCUGCGGCGCUCACCUUUAUGAUGCCGUACUACCUGCUGGAUAAGAACAGCCCCCUGCCCGUGGCCUUCAAGUAUGUGGGCUGGGAGGGGGCUACCUACGCGGUGGCCGUGGGGUCACUCUGCGCCCUGUCCACCAGUCUGCUGGGAUCCAUGUUCCCCAUGCCCCGGGUGAUCUGGGCCAUGGCUGAGGAUGGGCUGCUCUUCAGGUUUUUGGCCAGCGUCAACGACAAAACCAAAACCCCCAUAAUCGCCACUGUAACCGCAGGGCAUUUCCUUCCCUUGCUCUCCACAGCGAUCAUGGCCUUCCUGUUUGACCUGAAGGAUCUGGUGGACCUGAUGUCCCUCGGCACUCUGCUGGCCUACACUCUGGUUGCGGCCUGUGUCCUGGUCCUCAGGUACCAGCCGGAACAGUCCAACGUCCCAACAGCGUACCUGAGGGCCAGCACGCAGGACGAGGGGGAGAUGAACAGCUCUGCGAGUGACAACAACAUGCGCAUCCUGCCCGAAGUGGAGGCCAGGGUCACCCCGAGAACCCUGUUCUGCCCCCUCACCCACUCCCCUUCUCCCCAGUCCGGCUCCAUCGCCAACGGCUGCACCAGCGUGCUGGGGUUCCUGAUCUUCGUGUUCUGCGUGGUGGCGGUCCAGGGGGGCACGGCGCGUGGGUCGCUGGUCGUGCUCGGGCUCCUGGCGGUGCUCUGUCUGCUCAUCACCGUGGUGAUCUGGAGGCAGCCUCAGAGCCAAGCCAAGCUGUCAUUCAAGGUCCCCUUGGUGCCCUUGCUGCCGGUGCUCAGCAUGUUCAUUAACGUGUACCUGAUGAUGCAGCUGGGCCGAGGAACCUGGAUCCGCUUCGCCAUCUGGAUGGCUAUAGGGUUCGGCAUCUACUUCGCUUACGGCAUGUGGCACAGCACGGAGUGCGACUCCGACUCCGAACUGGGGGAACUGAAGCCCCCCGAGGAACCCACACCCGAGAAAGCCCCCUUCCUGGAGGAGGGGCAGGAGGCCUGA